AUGAUCCGUCUGCUACUGUAUGUGGCUGCGCUGCUGCAGCUUGCAGCAGCUGUCAGCGAGACCGUCGACCUCGGUUACGCCAGGUACAGAGGGAAAGACAUCGGCAAUGGCGUGUUGAGGUGGGCCGGCAUGCGUUACGCAAGGAGUGUGUCUCGAGUCGACGGUCUACGCUUCACUGCUCCACAAGAACCGCUGGAAGAAUUGAACAAGGUCACAACAGACGCGAGCCAGUUCGGCCCUCUCUGCAUCGGCACCAUAAGCGACCUCAAAGCCGAGUUCGGCAGCAAAUGGUCGGAAGACUGUCUCUUCGUCAACGUCUUUGCGCCCUCGAAAGCGACCAACACAAGCAAGCUCCCGGUCUAUGUUUUCAUUCAAGGAGGUGGCUUCAACACGAACGGCAAUGCAAAUUACGACGGCGCUGAUCUCAUUGACGCCGCGGGUGGAGAUAUGGUGGUCGUCAAUUUCAAUUACCGAGUCGGGCCGUAUGGAUUCCUCGCCAGCAAGGAGAUCACCGCCAAUCAGACACUGAGUCUGAACAACGGAUUGAAAGAUCAGAGGCUAUUGCUGAAGUGGGUGCAGAAGUACAUCCACGAGUUUGGGGGUGAUGCCGACCACGUCACGCUCGGUGGAGCCAGCGCAGGGGGUGGUUCAGUCGUUCUCCAACUCACAGCCUUCGGCGGCCGUAACGACAAUCUAUUUCACGCCGCAGCCGCUGAAUCCGCCGCCUUCCCACCCCUCCGCAACGUCGAGCAAAGCCAAUGGCAAUAUGAUGCCCUCCUCCAGCGAUCCGGCUGCCCGGACCUCGCCUGCCUUACCUCCCUCGACGCGGUGACUUUCCAAACCGCGGUCCACUCGCUCAAGAUCCCGUUCCCUGGCGGCAAGAACGCCCCAAUAUAUUUCUGGAAUCCGACGCUCGACUAUGAUUUCAUCCAGGACUACACAUACAACGAAUUGAAGAAUGACCGCUACGUCAAGCUUCCCACCAUCUUUGGCGACUCGACAAACGAAGGCAUAAACUUCACGCCCAGAACAAUCUCAAACUACAACCGCGCCCGCCAAUUCAUCAUCGACCAGUUCCCCGCCGCCAACUGGAAGAAAAUCCGCGCCGAAUGGAACAGUCCCAUGAAUGCACUCGCAGAUGCUCGCUGGCGCGCGCUCGCGUCCGACGUGUACGGACACAUCCGCUACAACUGCCCGAAUCUGAACAUGAGCUCCGUCUACGCAGAGAACAACACGUUCCCGACGUACCAGUACCGUUGGAAUGUCGGCACUGCGAGCCACGUGGGCGAGCUGCCGAGUAUCUGGAACAACGGGACCAGCGCGGCGAAUGUCUUCAUGCAGGCUUACUGGGCGAGCUUCAUCCGUAGCUUCGAUCCUAACAAAUACACUGCCGAGUUUCUGGUCGGCAAGGGCAAGGAGAUGGAUAACCCCGAGUGGACGACUUUCGGGAACAGCACGGGCGGCCUGGGGAAUAGACUGAGGUUCGCGGAUGACAACCAGGUAGGGAUGGAGACGGUUAGUUCGCAGGAGUGGCAGCGGUGCAUGGUCAUUACGAAUAUGGGGCUGCAUCUAGAACAGUAA
Didymella exigua CBS 183.55 is the source of this 1581-nucleotide messenger RNA. RefSeq names its product alpha/beta-hydrolase. The transcript has 2 exons. NCBI's taxonomy places the organism in Eukaryota, Fungi, Ascomycota, Dothideomycetes, Pleosporales, Didymellaceae. The record is from RefSeq and is a predicted model, not a curated record. Bases 1 to 1581 code for a protein of 526 amino acids.